AUGUCCGCCUGCACUCCGGAGAGAAGCCUUAUUGCUGUGACAAAUGUGGCAAGAGAUUCUCGCAUUCUGGCUCCUUCUCUCAGCACAUGA
This is a messenger RNA of Staurois parvus, 90 nucleotides long. The record is from the annotation of a GenBank genome assembly. NCBI's taxonomy places the organism in Eukaryota, Metazoa, Chordata, Amphibia, Anura, Ranidae.